UCCAAAUCAGCAUCAUAGAAAACCAGAUUACAAGUUUGAUAUUGCAUAAGAAACUAUAGCUCCAGCUUUCUUGCUUUUUAGGUCCAUAUAGAGUACAGGGUAUGGCUUCUGCUUUCUUGUUUUCGUGUUGUUUAGUGAUCUUUAGCCUACAUCAAGUACUAGGUAACUCCAAAUUCAACUGCGCCGAUGAAUUUGAGUGUGGAGGCCUUGGAGCUAUGAAGUUUCCUUUCACAAAUUCCAGCAACCCUGAGUGUGGAUUAUGCAGGUUUGAUUGUCAUACUAAACCAUAUCCUAAGAUUGUACUUGGUGGACAAAAAUAUGAUGCUUUAGUGAAGAAGGGUGAUUUUUUCCUUAUUUCAGAUCCUAAACUUCAAGAGUACUUAGAUAGCAGAAGUUGCAAGUCUUUUUACAGAAACUUCUCAUUUCCAAACUCCCCUUUGAUCUCUUUCCAAAUUGUUCCUAACUUAACCUUGUACGGAUGCAAACAUAGUCAUGACAACACCAUCCAGAAGACAAAUGAUUCCUUUUUCAAAGAUUUUGAUAGAUAUACUGAGUGUGAAGGUUUUAAUGUUUACUAUCACCAUCCCAAUAAAACAAUAUUGGGAAAUACUAGUGCUAAGAUAAGUGGCAAACUUCCAGAGUACUGUUCACUUGUACAACUGCCAAUUCCAUUGCCUACACCAUCAAAACCAUAUACAGGUGACUUGUUUGAACUGUUGACUUCUAAUUCUCUUCUAAACUGGGAGUUGUCCAAAGAUUGUCAUCUGUGUCUUGUCAAAGGAGGGAAAUGCCAGAUGAUCGAUGAACACGAGUUUCAUUGUUCUAUGAAAGGUAUAUAUAGUAUUGUUAAGAAAUAACUCUUGUUCUGCUUGUUUUCUAUUGAGUGUCUUGCCAAAGGAGGGAAAUGCUUGGUUGGUGGUGAACAUGAAUAUAGUUGUUUCAAAGGAAUGAGCAACUGAAACUUAAUAUCGUA
Solanum stenotomum is the source of this 973-nucleotide messenger RNA. RefSeq lists its product as uncharacterized. The record is from RefSeq and is a predicted model, not a curated record. Gene Ontology annotation, molecular function: protein kinase activity. The coding region runs from base 102 to 857 and encodes 251 amino acids. Lineage: Eukaryota; Viridiplantae; Streptophyta; Magnoliopsida; Solanales; Solanaceae. The transcript has a single exon. Gene Ontology annotation, biological process: phosphorylation.